UGGCGGUGUGCAGACUUUCAGCGACACAUUGAGUGCAUGUGGUGCGGGCCUCACACUCAUCGAUGCCCUGGUAGCAGCAGAGGAGAUCAACCCAGGUGUGAUUCCCCCAGCGGGCUUUGCCUUAGUCCGCCCCCCAGGCCACCACGCAGUGCACGCGAGCGCCAUGGGCUUCUGCCUCGUGGACCACGUGGCCGUGGCAGCAAGAUACGCACAGAGCAAGGGGCUCAAGCGCGUGUUCAUUGUGGACUUUGACGUGCACCAUGGGAAUGGCACACACGACCUGUUCUACAACGACCCAGAUGUUUUCUUCCUGUCAACCCACCAGGAGGGUUCGUAUCCGGGCACUGGUCGGUUGGAUGAGGUGGGGCAAGGGGCAGGCGAGGGCACGACAAUAAACAUUCCCCUGCCCGGAGGGGCUGGAGAUAUUGCCAUGGCAACAGUUGUGGAUCGGCUUGUAGCACCGGCUGUAGCACGGUUCAAGCCAGAUAUUAUUCUGGUGUCUGCUGGAUAUGAUGCGCACUACCUUGAUCCACUAGCGUCCCUUCAGUUUCGCACAUCUACCUACCACCGCCUGGGCCAACAACUCUCGCAACUUGCGCGACAGCACUGUAACGGUCGGCUAGUGUUUUUCCUUGAAGGCGGUUAUAAUGUGAAGGCACUUGCUGGAUCGGUAGCUGACACUGUACGGGGAGUUAUUGGGGAUGUUCCUAUCGCGUCUGGAGGCUUAGAUGUAGACGAGGCAAUUUAUGAAGAGCCGGAAAGCAAGGUGGAUGACGUGAUCGAGCAUUGUCGUACCAUUCACUCACUAUAGGAAAGGAAAUAUUCUGCUGGUUUGUCUAGCUUUGCUCUCCCUAGUU
Closterium sp. NIES-67 is the source of this 857-nucleotide messenger RNA. The record is from the annotation of a GenBank genome assembly. Lineage: Eukaryota; Viridiplantae; Streptophyta; Zygnematophyceae; Desmidiales; Closteriaceae.